Messenger RNA from Umbelopsis ramanniana AG, 3003 nucleotides. RefSeq lists its product as uncharacterized. Bases 46 to 2865 code for a protein of 939 amino acids. The record is from RefSeq and is a predicted model, not a curated record. The transcript has 12 exons. Gene Ontology annotation, molecular function: saccharopine dehydrogenase activity. NCBI's taxonomy places the organism in Eukaryota, Fungi, Mucoromycota, Umbelopsidomycetes, Umbelopsidales, Umbelopsidaceae. Gene Ontology annotation, cellular component: cytoplasm.
CACCUUUUUUUUUGUUGCUUCCUUCCUUCUCUUCAUAAUUUAUCUAUGUAUCGCCUUAGACAAGCUGUGCCGCGUCAUCAAACUCGUUCAGUGACGACGAUUGCUCUUCGUCGUGAAAGCAAGAGCAGGUGGGAGAGGAGAGUCGCUUUGACUCCCCAGGGCGUUGAGUCGCUUAUCAAAGAAACAGGUGCAAAGGUCCUUGUUCAGCCCUCUACCAACCGCGUGUACAAUGAACAACAGUAUAUAAAGGCAGGAGCACAAAUUGCAGAGGAUAUUUCUUCCGCGGAUGUCAUAUUGGGCAUCAAGGAAGUGCCAGUGGAAGAGCUGAUUCCCAAUAAGACCUACAUGUUCUUCUCUCAUACCCACAAAGGCACACCGAAAAACAUGCCCAUGCUUCAGUCUAUCCUUGACAAGAAUAUCACUCUUAUCGACUAUGAGCAGAUGACAGCUGCCAGUGGUAAGCGUGUUGUUGCAUUUGGAAAGUACGCUGGAAAUGCAGGCAUGAUCAAUUCACUACAUGGACUUGGCCACCGGUUUCUGGGACUGGGAUAUAACACACCUUUUAUGUAUGCCGCAAGUGCACAUACAUAUCGCACAUUACAAGACGCAAAGGCUGCUAUUAGCGCCAUCGGAUCUCAGAUAGAAAGCGAAGGAACACCAAAGGACUUUGGACCUCUGACGUUCACAUUUACAGGUGCUGGAAAUGUCGCUCAGGGAGCUUUGGAGGUUUUCCGCACACUUCCACAUGAAGUCGUACCUGUGAUCGAUCUUCCAAAAAUUGUACAGGACAAAAAUCCCAAUUUGAAAAAACUGUACGUUACUCAGGCUGCUAUUGGAGAUUAUACCAGUCGAAAGGAUGGCUCUGGAUUUGAUCAAAGUGAAUAUUUAGCUAAGCCGGAGCUCUAUCAAUCGGACUAUCAUACCAACGUUGCUCCAUAUACUACGAGCACCAUCACCGGCGCUUAUUGGGAUGCACGGUACCCUAGACUACUCAGCAAUGAACAACUGAAGGAAUUGCAGCUCAAGAAAGAGCAGGGAUUGAUUGACAAGGGAAGAGUCAUUGCAUUGACUGACAUUGUGGCGGAUGUAAAUGGAGCCUUCGAGUGCUUUUCGCACGCAACUCCUGUGGACGAUCCAUUCUACUAUUAUGAUGCGGUCAAGGACAUUGUUCACAAGGAUGUGGAAAAGCCAGGCUACCAGAUCCUAGGUGUUGAUAUCCUCCCUGCUGAACUACCACUUGAAAGCAGCCAACACUUUAGCAACGUCCUAAGUCCCUAUCUCAAGGAGCUUGUUUUGAAGAACGGUGACAACAAAGAGGCGAAGCUAACUUUGGAUAAUGCUGUUAUUGCCGACAAAGGUAAAUUGACUGAGAAACAUCAUGGUCUUUACAAAUUUUUGGAAACACCAUCUGGAUCAAGAACUCCUUCUGGCGUCAAGCCUCAGAAGAAAGUACUAUUGCUUGGUUCUGGCUUAGUUGCAAAGCCCCUCGUUGAGCGACUUUUGAAGCGUGAUGAUGUACACUUGAAGAUUGCCAGUAAUUCCCAACCAGAAGCUAAGGCUCUAGCAUAUGGUCAUGCGAACGCCAGUAUUGCCGGCUUAGAUAUAGCAGAUACUGAGAGCCUCGAUAAGCUUGUGUCUGGCGCUGAUGUAGUCAUAAGCUUGGUACCGGCUUUCCUCCACACUAAAGUAGCGGAAUCUUGCAUUCGAGAGAGAAAACAUAUGGUCACCGCAAGCUAUGUUUCAAAGGAAAUGAAGGCAUUGGAGAAACGUGCCCAGGAUGCUGGCAUUCUUAUUAUGAACGAGAUUGGAUUGGAUCCCGGUAUUGACCAUCUUUCGGCCAUGAAGAUCAUUGACUCUGUUCAUCAAUCAGGCGGUCAAGUAAACUCAUUUGUGUCAUGGUGUGGUGGCCUUCCUGCGCCAGAAGCAUCCGGUGUGCCUCUUGGUUAUAAGUUUAGUUGGUCCCCUCGUGGUGUUCUUACAGCUGGCGGCAAUGAUGCCACUUUCCUCAUGAACGGACGUACUUACCAUAUCCCUGGCACGGAUUUACUGAAGGAGCAUUUCUCAACCGUUCCUGUACCAACCAAGGGAUUUGCCUUCGAAGGUGUUGCCAACCGCGAUUCUCUGUCUUAUAUUGAAACAUAUAACCUUGGAUCUACCAAAACCAUGGAUACCAUGUUUAGAGGCACUUUAAGAUAUCAGGGAUAUUCCGAUCUGAUGCACGCCUUCAAGAAACUAGGCUUGCUAGAUGCUAAUAAGACGGUUGGAAGAUGUGACACCUGGGCAACCUUCUUCGAUUCAGUGGUUGGAAUAAAGCACACAGAUGCAGCUUCUCGUCGUGAUGCUAUCCUGGACCGCCUUCAACUUUCGCCUAGCAACCCACUUGUACCAAAGAUAUUUGAGGCGUUAGAAUGGCUUUCUUUGACCAACAGUAACGGUUCAUCCGCCACGGCAUUCCCUGCUGCUGAACAAAUUGCGCCUCUGGAUGCAUUCUCCGCCUUGUUGGCUUCCAAGCUGAGUUACCAGCCUGGCGAACGAGAUAUGAUUGCCAUGCACCACGAGUUUGGAGUGGUUCAGCACAAUGGAGAGUUACAGACCAUGACAUCGACUUUAAUCACGUAUGGUGACUCCCAGCACACUGCUAUGGCCAAAACGGUAGGCUUGCCUUGUGCGAUGGCUGUGGAACUCGUGUUGGAUGGUCGUAUCCCCGAACAAGGCGUUCUUGUGCCGACGGCAAAACACGUGUAUGAACCCAUCUUGCACGAGCUCGAACAGGAAGGUAUUCAGUUCUUAGAGCAAACUCGACCUCGCGUUAGCUCGGAACAACCAUUAAUUCCAGGAGGCAGCGGUCUUUGGAAUUCCCAGUAGAUUGACGCCGAUAUUGGGUUUUAUAUAAGCUCUUUCAUUUAUUUGGACUACGUCCAUAACCUCCGUUUCCUUUUAUUGCUUUGUACGAGAAAGUUUUUUGUAUCUGAAAUAUAGACUGUAUUUUUCAUGUCAUGCUCG